Aplysia californica (California sea hare) is the source of this 363-nucleotide messenger RNA. RefSeq names its product microsomal glutathione S-transferase 1. Gene Ontology annotation, cellular component: membrane. The record is from RefSeq and is a predicted model, not a curated record. The transcript is spliced from 3 exons. The coding region runs from base 1 to 363 and encodes 120 amino acids. NCBI's taxonomy places the organism in Eukaryota, Metazoa, Mollusca, Gastropoda, Aplysiida, Aplysiidae.
AUGCUGGACUACGGAACUGGUGGCCCCGUGUUUUUAAACCAAGAGGAUGUUGCUUCAUUUGACCCAAACAAGACAAAUAAGGGCCCGCAGGUUCACCCAACGAUUGAGCGAAUUCGAAGAUGCCACCAGAAUGACCUGGAAAACGUGAUCUUCUUUGUUCUGAUGGGCCUUCUCUACGUCGCCAGCGGACCCACAACGUUUGCCGCAUCGCUACAUUUCCGCAUCUUCACUGCUAGCAGAUUUCUCCACACAUAUGUUUACCUCUUUUCCAUCCCUCAGCCCACUCGUGUGCUGGUUUUUCACGUGGGAGUGUUCACGACGCUGUCCAUGGCCUAUCAUGUUUUUUCUCAAGUAGCUUUUUGA